GGAAUGCCGAGCACCAAGUAGUCCCGAACUAUGGCUUGUGAAGUAAGUGCAUUACGCCUUUACUAUGUUUACUUAAAACGUGAUCGAGCCACUCGUCAUGGACACUCAAUUUCUCAACCUCGCCUAAAAAUACCCUCUUAUAUUAAUACGCAAUGUCGAUGAGCGUGCAGCAUCCCUCCGUCCAAGGGUGUCUGGUCUCGUUCCCGACCCCUCACAUACUCCUUCUCACGCUCAACCGACCUAAGCAGCGCAAUAGCAUACCGCUCGCUACGAGCGCUGAGAUACAACGACUAUGGGAAUGGUUCGAUAAGGAGCCUACUCUACGGGUGGCAAUCAUAACUGGCACAGGAGAGUCCUUUUGCGCCGGGGCGGACCUCAAAGAAUGGAAUGAACUUAACGCGCGCGGCGAAACAAAUGAAAUGACGGCACCCGGGCUGGCCGGACUCCCCCGCCGAAGAGGAGUGAAACCCAUUAUUGCCGCCGUGAACGGAUACUGUCUCGGCGGCGGAUUCGAGAUGGUGGUCAAUUGCGAUCUGGUUGUCGCCAGUGAGCAGGCAACCUUCGGGCUACCCGAAGUACAACGAGGAAUUGCCGCCGUUGCAGGCUCUCUACCUCGGCUGAUUCGGAUCCUGGGCAAGCAGCGAGCCGCGGAAAUUGCGCUGAGUGGACUAAGUUUUCCUGCAGCGCAACUGGAGCGUUGGGGGCUGGUGAAUCGCGUGGUGGAGCACAGUCAGUUACUGGCCACAGUGGUGGAGAUGGCAACCGCCAUCGCGAGGAAUAGCCCGGACAGCAUCCGCGUAACCAUGGAGGGCCUGCACAAUGGGUGGGAGAUUGCCAGUGUUGAAGAAGGCAGUACGGCCUUGGUCGACCACUGGUACCCUAAACUCAUGGCUGGGGAAAAUUUUCACGAGGGUGUGCGAGCAUUUGUGGAGAAACGGAAACCACAGUGGAGGGCUUCCAACUUGUAAUCUGGUCGAGGGAUUUCUGGUGACAGAUAUUAUUAUCUGAUUCUAAACAAAUUACAGCUAAAAACGCCACCAAAUAGUUAAUUAAUAGAUUACUUACACGGAAUACAUGGUGGUGGACUGGUUUGUUUUCCUUUUCCGGGAACAGCUUGUCGUGUACGGAGAACACACUUGAUCUUUUGUUUACACAGAGUGAUGCGGACGACCCAGGGACCUCCGCUAUAUUUAACACAAGAGCUUCCAUGUUGAUCCUACUGCUGAUCAGUUCUACAGCCUUAUUUUGACAU
This is a messenger RNA of Aspergillus alliaceus, 1252 nucleotides long. It is a transcript of the gene sidH, whose product is annotated as enoyl-CoA hydratase/isomerase family protein. The coding region runs from base 153 to 968 and encodes 271 amino acids. The transcript is spliced from 2 exons. Gene Ontology annotation, biological process: fatty acid beta-oxidation. The record is from RefSeq and is a predicted model, not a curated record. NCBI's taxonomy places the organism in Eukaryota, Fungi, Ascomycota, Eurotiomycetes, Eurotiales, Aspergillaceae. Gene Ontology annotation, molecular function: enoyl-CoA hydratase activity. Gene Ontology annotation, cellular component: mitochondrion.